Rana temporaria (common frog) is the source of this 1744-nucleotide messenger RNA. RefSeq names its product caspase 3 (gene CASP3). The transcript has 7 exons. The record is from RefSeq and is a predicted model, not a curated record. The coding region runs from base 125 to 982 and encodes 285 amino acids. Gene Ontology annotation, biological process: positive regulation of apoptotic process; apoptotic process; neuron differentiation. Lineage: Eukaryota; Metazoa; Chordata; Amphibia; Anura; Ranidae. Gene Ontology annotation, cellular component: cytoplasm.
GGAAUCGUCCCUGCUGGAAGCCCCCGCCUAGGUGACUUCACUGCGUGUAACUCGGAGCUAGUGAGACAAAAAGAAGAGAAUCAGCCGAGAGAGCGGACGGAGCCUUGAAGACUGAGAAAGCAGAAUGGCAGAUAAUCAGAAUGGAGUACAUGCAGGAGGGGACAGAACUGAUGCUGGAACAUAUUCAUCCAGCCAGCAAAUUAAUUUGAAGGGUGGAGCAGCAAAGGAAAUGGAGUCAAAGUUUAAUCAUCUCUUCAGAUACAGCACAGACUACCCAGAGAUGGGAUUGUGUGUAAUUGUUAAUAACAAGAAUUUCCAUCCAACCACAAGAAUGGGAAUGCGGAAUGGAACUGAUUUAGAUGCCCAAAAAUUACAGCUUACAUUUAAAAAUCUUGGUUACAAAGUGCAUGUUUACAAUGAUCUGAAGUGCUCUGACAUCUUUGAACUUUUGAAAAAAAUGGCUGAGGAUGACCACAGCAAAAGAAGUUCAUUUGUUUGUGCACUAUUGAGCCACGGUGAGGACGGCUUGUUAUAUGGAGUAGAUGACGCCAUGCCUAUUAAACGACUGACAUCCCUUUUCCGAGGUGACAAAUGCAAGACCUUGGUGGGCAAACCCAAAUUAUUCUUUAUUCAGGCUUGCAGGGGAACAGAGCUUGACUCAGGAGUGGAAACAGACAGUGGAAGUGGAUCACAAGACGAAAACCACAGGAUCCCAGUUGAAGCAGAUUUCCUAUAUGCCUAUUCUACAGUACCUGGGUACUACUCUUGGAGAAACACAGUAAAUGGCUCCUGGUUCAUCCAGUCUCUUUGUGAAAUGCUAAAAUUGCAUCGCCGACAACUUGAACUUAUCCAGAUUCUCACAUGUGUAAAUCACAUGGUGGCCUUGGAAUUUGAAUCCUGUUCAACUCAACUAGACUUUCACGCAAAGAAACAGAUCCCAUGUGUUGUGUCCAUGCUCACAAAAGCAUUCUAUUUUCCAUAAGAAAGAGGAACCUGCUGCCAGUUGAAUGAUACAGUACCUGGUAUACAAUUCACUCCUUCAUUCCGUACAGGGGAAGCAUGAACAGGAAGGUUACACACAGACUGUUGUGCAUUGACCUUGCUUCUGUAACCAGGUCUGAUGAUAAAUAUUAGACUGGUUGAGAAAGAAAGAAGAAAACUGAAUGCAGUCUGAGGUUUAUUGAGGGGCUAAUAUACAAUAACAGGAACAGAAUAAAGGUAGCUAGAAUCUGAUUGGUUGUUUUAACAGCGCCUUUUCUUUCUGCUCCAGUUUUUAUAUAUAAGCCCACUAGAUUUAUAAUUUCUGUUAGUGCAGGUUCUUAUUUCAGUUAGGGCAGAAAGUGACACUGUAUAAGACUUCUUGUGAUCUUGUUAUUUGACUAAGUGCAUGCGACUUGGAUAGCAUGUUUUGUCAUGUGUUUGGUAUAAACAAAUGUCAUUAAGUUUAUUGUAGGUUAAUGUAUUUUCUACAAUUUAGCCUUAGUAUUAAAUCCAAAGCCCGGAAAGCUUUGUGGAAUCAGGGAAUGUAAAUUUAACCAUCUAUUCAUACUUGACAUUUGAAGACAUACCUAAAAAGCCUUGGUAUACCAGCUACUUGAAAUACUAAAAAUGUAAAAAGAAAAAUAAUUUUAGUAUGAUUUGUAUUUGUUAUGUGGUGUAUAUUAUGCUCAAGUGGAAUGAAUUUAUUAGUAAAUUGGUUGUAUCGUACAAUUAUAAUUACACUAAUAAUUUUCUAGAAAAAAAA